This is a messenger RNA of Coregonus clupeaformis (lake whitefish), 1134 nucleotides long. RefSeq names its product collagen alpha-4(VI) chain-like. Bases 1 to 1134 code for a protein of 377 amino acids. The transcript is spliced from 5 exons. NCBI's taxonomy places the organism in Eukaryota, Metazoa, Chordata, Actinopteri, Salmoniformes, Salmonidae. The record is from RefSeq and is a predicted model, not a curated record.
AUGGGUGGUGAAACCAAGACGGGCCUGGGCCUGGACUUCCUGCUGAGCGAGCUCUUUGUUGACCGAGCCGGGAGCCGAGUGAACGAGAACGUGCCCCAGAUCGCCGUGGUGAUCACUGACGAAGCAGACGAAGAUCAGCUGAAGGAGAUCGCCACUACGCCUCACGACCAGCACGUGUACAGCGUGUCAGACUUUGCCGCGCUGCAGGGGAUCUCCCAGAUCCUCGUCCAGAUGCUGUGUACUACCAUAAAUGAGGCAAAGAGACCGAUCUCCCAAGUGGUCCAAGAGUGCCGCAGUGCCACAGUGGCUGACAUUGUGUUCCUUGUGGAUGGCUCCACCAGCAUCAGCCCUACAAAUUUCCAGGAGGUUCGGAGGUUUCUCCACAGCUUCAUCGAGGGGCUGGAUAUCGGAACGGACAAGGUUCGCGUAGGACUGGCCCAGUUCAGUAACGAGAUCCAGAAGCAAUUCCAUUUGGGUGAACAUACGGACAAAAGGGCCCUACUGGAACAAGUGGACAGGCUUCCACAGCUCGGGGGAGGCACAGACACCGGCAAAGCCAUUACCGUCCUUCGGGAAGAGUUUUUCACCACGGCCAAAGGGAGCCGCGCUGAUCAGAGGGUGCCUCAGAUUGCUGUGGUGCUCACCGACGGGGAGUCUGGGGACGACGUAGUGCCGCCAGCCAAGGCGCUAAGGCAGCAUGGGGUCAUUGUGUUUGCUAUUGGAGUGGGGGCAGCCAACAUCACCGAGCUGAAGGCUAUCGCUAACAGGCCCCACGAGCAUUUCCUGGUCAGCGUUGAACGUUUCCAGGCCCUACAGACACGUUCUCAGGGUCUGCUGCAGAAUGUCUGUGUCUCCAUGGAGAACCAGAGGAUGGCUCUGAUCCCAAAGUUCUCUGAUGUCUUCUUCCUGGUGGACAGCAAUAUGAUGCAGACAGACUUCCAGCAGGUCAGAACCCUUCUGAUGCGAUUGGUCAACCAACUCAACCCGAGCAGUAAAACCACGCGACUGGGUCUGGCCCAGUUUGCCCAGGACACCAAGGUGGAGUUCUUACUGAACACCCACAACACCAAGGAAGAGUACGUGGCGGCGUUCAAGAAAUUCAGGCUGCCGCUGCGCCCCAACAGCGUCUGGUGA